Pistacia vera is the source of this 1262-nucleotide messenger RNA. RefSeq names its product protein LOW PSII ACCUMULATION 3, chloroplastic-like. The coding region runs from base 101 to 1057 and encodes 318 amino acids. NCBI's taxonomy places the organism in Eukaryota, Viridiplantae, Streptophyta, Magnoliopsida, Sapindales, Anacardiaceae. The record is from RefSeq and is a predicted model, not a curated record. The transcript is spliced from 10 exons.
GGCAGCAGGAACAGACAACAGAGAUUCGAUUAUCUGGCUACAUGCACGAUUAUCACAUAUAUGAGAAUUCCGUUAUCUCUGUCUUUCCCUCUGCUUCAAAAUGCCGUUACCUAACGCCGCCACCGUCCUGUCUACUCUUCCUCCAAUUCAAACUCCAAAGUUUAACGACAAAAAGUCCUCAAUAAAAUGUCAUGACAAUUUUGGUAGUACAAGAGUCAGCACAUUGACAGUGCACAGAAGACUCAAUUGUUCUACUUAUUCUGUUGCACGGGAUGGAAGUAAGUCGGCUGACUUUGAUGUGCCAUUCCCCGGUGACUAUCCUGAGCUUCUUGAACAAGCAAAAAAUGCAGCCGAAUUAGCUGCGAAGGAUGGCAAACAGUUGAUGGAAAUCGAAUUCCCAACAGCUGGACUUGAUUCUGUACCAGGUGAUGGUGAAGGAGGAAUAGAAAUGACGGGAAGUAUGAUGCUAAUACGUGAAUUUUGUGAUCAGUUUGUAACUCCUGAGAAAGCUACACGAACUAGAAUAUUUUUCCCGGAGGCAAAUGAAGUAAAAUUUGCAAGACAAUCAGCUUUUGAAGGAGCAUCCUUUAACUUGGACUAUCUUACAAAGCCAUCAUUUUUUGAGGAUUUUGGAUUCACUGAAAAGGUCAAAAUGGCAGACCGCGUGAAACCAGAAGAUGAAAUGUUCCUAGUCGCCUAUCCAUAUUUUAAUGUCAACGAGAUGCUUGUGGUGGAAGAGCUUUACAAGGAAGCGGUCUCCAAUACUACACGGAAAAUGAUUAUAUUCAAUGGAGAACUUGACCGGAUAAGGUCUGGGUAUUAUCCACCAUUUUUCUACCCUAAGCUUGCUGCACUAACCAAGACUCUCCUGCCUAAGAUGGAGACUGUAUAUUAUAUUCACAAUUUUAAAGGUCGCAAUGGAGGAGCUCUGUUCAGGUGCUACCCAGGUUCCUGGAAAGUCUUCAAGAAAGUGAGGAAUAAGUAUAUUUGUUUGCAUCAACAGGAAGCUAUGCCAUCCCUCAAGGAAGUCGCCUUGGAUAUCCUGCCGUCAGCUUGAGAUUUCAGCAACAUUGGCUUCUGGCGAAGUGUGAGAAAGUGUGACAAGAAAGCUCAAGAAGGAACAAGGUUGAUUCUUCUAAUGGUUUUUAAAUGUACAUAUCUCUGAAUUGGUGAUUCUUUUAUUGUGAAUUUAAAUGUUCAUUCAAUAGUAUCAGAAACACAUAUAUAAGUUUAUGUCUGAGCAGCGAAUUUCUUAUAUAUCA